AACCGCAACAGCAAAAGUCAAAAAUCAUAAUACCAAUCUUCUAUGUAUGUAUCCCCGUGCAAAACAAAUCGAACUGAAAACCGAAAAUCGAAAAUUCGAAAUCUGAAAAAUCGAACUGAUAUAAAUGAAACUAUAAUAUUGCUGCCCACCAAUCGACCGGCAACCAGGAUUCAAACGGCCGCCGACAUGCGCUAUCUGCACGACCUGAAUGUCCAGAUCUCGCAGAACCGUCGAUCCGUCUCCGUUUCCAAGCAACUGGACAGGGAUCUGUGCAACCAACAUUUCGACACAUUCGAAACGUUCUGGGGCAGACCAGGACAUGGAGCCCGUGGCGACAAGAUCAACAAACUGAAACUGGACAAUCUGCUCUAUGGCGCCAGCGAAUCGGCGUAAGGCCAAGGAUUCUUGGAUAUUCAAGGAUAUUCCCUCACCUUCUGACUGGCUCGUAGUUUGUGCGCUUAAGUCAUCUGCUCAGAAAUCAAUCGAUGCCAAGACCCAUGAAAUCACAUUACUGGAGUAAUUAUUUAUUUAUUACUAUUUUAGGUUCUUCAAGUUCGCAAUUCCAGUAAUAUUAAUAUCAGCCUAUAUGUCAUUUGUACUAUCUCUGUGAAAAUUUUGCCAACUUGCUUCUAGUAAGUUGACCAAAGUUUUG
Molecule: messenger RNA, 652 nt
Organism: Drosophila melanogaster (fruit fly)
Lineage: Eukaryota; Metazoa; Arthropoda; Insecta; Diptera; Drosophilidae
Exons: 1
Coding region: 43-393 (116 amino acids)
Source: RefSeq, marked reviewed